Megalops cyprinoides (Indo-Pacific tarpon) is the source of this 1561-nucleotide messenger RNA. RefSeq names its product phosphopantothenoylcysteine synthetase (gene ppcs). Gene Ontology annotation, molecular function: phosphopantothenate--cysteine ligase activity. Gene Ontology annotation, cellular component: nucleus; cytoplasm. Gene Ontology annotation, biological process: coenzyme A biosynthetic process. Lineage: Eukaryota; Metazoa; Chordata; Actinopteri; Elopiformes; Megalopidae. The transcript is spliced from 4 exons. The coding region runs from base 41 to 1006 and encodes 321 amino acids. The record is from RefSeq and is a predicted model, not a curated record.
UUUCGGUGAGAAGCAGGUUGUUAGAGACAGACAGACCCACAUGGCAGGAGCAGAGACCCCAGCCUCUCCCACGGCGGAGGGCAGGCUGGCGGAGGAGUUCGCCGUCCCGUCCCAGGUGGAGGCGGUGAGGGCACAGAUGGCGGAGUUCGCCCAGCGGCACGGCUCGGCAGGCCGCAGGGUGGUUCUCAUCACCUCCGGGGGCACCAAGGUGCCGCUGGAGUCCCGCACCGUGCGCUUCCUGGACAACUUCAGCAGCGGGCGGCGGGGUGCCACCUCCGCCGAGCACUUCCUGGACUCGGGCUACGCCGUCAUCUUCCUGCACCGGCACCGUUCCCUGUACCCCUACGCCCGCCUCUACGCCGGAGUGAACCUGCUGGAUGCCCUGCGGGUGGAGGGGGAGGGUGAGGGCGACUCAGGCCAGGUCACGGUGGACCAGGGGGCGCUGCCUGGCAUCGCCGCCGUGCUGAAGCGCUACGCCGCAGUGAAGGAGGCAGGGCUUCUGCUGCCGGUGGAGUUCAGCACACUGUCGGAGUACCUGCACCUGCUGAAGGCGGCCGCCCAGGCUCUUAGCUCCAUAGGGUCCAGCGCCAUGUUCUACCUCGCGGCUGCCGUGUCGGAUUUCUACAUCCCAGCGUCCGAAAUGCCAGAACACAAGAUCCAGUCGUCUAACGGCCCCCUGCAGAUCAGUAUGAAGAUGGUGCCGAAGAUGCUGUCCCCGCUGGUGAAGGACUGGGCCCCGGAGGCCUUCGUCAUCUCCUUCAAGCUGGAGACGGACGCCUCCAUCCUGCUGGAGCGAGCCCGCCGCGCCCUGGACACCUACAGGCACCAGGCAGUGGUGGCCAACGUCCUGGACACGCGGCGCGGCUAUGUGGUGGUUGUGACGCCCAGCACGCGGGACGAGCUGACCCUCACCGAGGACGACAUCCACAGGGGGGUGGAGAUCGAAGAGAGGAUAGUCAGCAAGCUGUCUGCCGCGCACGGUGAAUUCAUCGCCAGACCCCGCUAAGGCACACCUGCUUCUCCUCCCAGCAAGGUGGAGACGCUGGGCUCCUCCCCCUCCCUCUGAGACUGAGGGGGCGGGGCACCAGAGGCCACCAAAGGUCUGGCUGGACAGAUGUUAACCCUGCGUGUCCCAGGUCUGAGCUCUGGCCUUUGCCUUUACUGAAACCUACUGUGAUGGAGGAGAGACUUCAGGAACUCCCUUAUGGGCAGAGCAUCCAAUCACUGAGUAACGAGAAGGAAUAAUGGUUUUUCGCAGCAUCACACUCUGCCCCAGAUCAGCCAGUCACUGACUGCAUGGUGAAUCUGCUCACCCUGGGGUUCCUGAAAUCUCACUGCUCCAUCACGGCUUCUUACAGCUUCAUCUCUCUGACUGAUGCAAAUAUACAUGUUCAAAAAGUAGAUAACGGUACAGCUGGACACACAGUCAUCUUGAGUUUGAGAAAAUCUUUGCCAUGUACUUGUAGUCAUGCUUAGGCAACAUGUGGAGAUGCUACAGAUUCUCUGUAGCUAUGUAUUUAGUUGCAAGAGCAACACAACAUAGGAACUUUCCAAUAAAUGA